AUGGAUUCUAUCAUUGAGGUUCAGCGGCACACGCACGAGGAGAUUGAACAAUUUGAGAGAGCACUCUACACCAUCCUCUCUAAACCACAGCCGACGCACGAGUCUCGCCUGCAAGUAGAGCACAAGACGUCGCAGCUCCUGGACCGUCUCUCGUCUCGCCUCGUCUCUCUAAAGAACCUGUACGAGGACCAAGACACCAGGAAGGCAGAAGUUGACUCCCUGUCUGCCCACCCCCACCAAAACGACCUGUCGACAUUCUACUCUCGCGUGGGCAAAAUCCAGGAACAUUACGCGAAGUACCCGGAUGCUAUCGUUUCCGGCCUCGAUCCUGAGCUAGCGGCAUUCUUGGAAGAGGAGGAGGCGGGAGGUGGUGAUGAGGAAUACGAGGAAGAUGACCCUGUCGCACUACUCUUCUCUGGAGAAGAGGCUUAUGGGAAGUAUCUUGAUCUGUACGCCAACCACACUACAUACAACAACCUCAAGAACAUUGGCAAGCGUCUAGGCUAUCUUCAGUAUCUUGACGUCCUCCUUGCCGCUCAGUCCGAACCCGUACAUCAGGAACUGCCUAAAGAGUGUCGGUUGUCGAGGGAUUAUGAGCUAUAUAUCAAAGCUUUGCACACCUACCUUGCGUCAUUCAAGAAGCGCGCUCUGCCCUUGGUUGACUCUGAGUUCCAGCAACGUGAAGCCGAAGCUGAGUUCAACAAAAAGUGGGAUGCAGGAGAGAUCGAGGGUUGGGAAGAGGCACGCCAAACUAAGUCAGCGGCAAAUAGUGAAGGCAAUGGUGAGGGGAUCUGGUGCGCGGCAUGCCAAAAACUCUACUCUAAGCAGACCGUCUAUGAUGCUCACUUGACGUCGAAGAAGCACAUCAAGGCCACUCAGAAACAGGCCAGCUCACCUGAGCAGCCGCCUCCAAAUCCUAAUGGUACGCCUCAGCCAUCAACUAACGGGUAUGCCAAUGGGCAGGCAAUCGCGAAGGACAAACAUCGUACUGCUGCACUGCUCACACACCUGACCACUCAAUUGCUUGCCUCAUUGGCGUUGGUUCUGAACGAGACCAAGUCGAACGUCGAGCGUCGGUUUUCGUUGACCGCACGAGAACGAGAACAAGAGCUUCUAGAGCAGUCGAAACCACCUCCGGCGGCCGCUGCUCCUGCGAACGGAGAUGCGAAUGCGGAAGAGGAGGAAGAGGAGGAGCGGAUAUACAAUCCGCUGAAAUUGCCCCUGGGCUGGGACGGCAAACCCAUCCCAUAUUGGUUGUAUAAGCUACACGGGCUCGGGGUCGAGUAUCGCUGUGAGAUCUGUUCGGAUCAUGUUUACAUGGGCCGAAAAAACUUCGACAGACAUUUCCAGGAAUCGAGACACGCCUUCGGGAUGCGUGCUCUCGGAUUGCCGAACACCAAACACUUCCACGAGAUCACCCGAAUCGAGGAUGCACUAGCUUUGGCGGAGAAGCUCAAGCGUGAGGGCCGACACGAGAUCUUCGAGCAGGAAACGAUGGAAGAGCUAGAAGAUGAAGAAGGCAACGUCUACAAUCGCAAAACGUAUGAGGAUCUCAAGAAGCAAGGUCUUAUAUAG
Messenger RNA from Postia placenta MAD-698-R-SB12, 1575 nucleotides. RefSeq lists its product as hypothetical. The transcript has 7 exons. Gene Ontology annotation, biological process: mRNA splicing, via spliceosome. The record is from RefSeq and is a predicted model, not a curated record. Gene Ontology annotation, molecular function: zinc ion binding; RNA binding. NCBI's taxonomy places the organism in Eukaryota, Fungi, Basidiomycota, Agaricomycetes, Polyporales, Adustoporiaceae. The coding region runs from base 1 to 1575 and encodes 524 amino acids. Gene Ontology annotation, cellular component: spliceosomal complex.